Messenger RNA from Cuscuta europaea, 2810 nucleotides. The record is from the annotation of a GenBank genome assembly. NCBI's taxonomy places the organism in Eukaryota, Viridiplantae, Streptophyta, Magnoliopsida, Solanales, Convolvulaceae.
AUAAGAGUAGCUCCAAUGGUUCAUUUGAGGACUUACUUGCAAUUUUAAAGUUAAUAGCUUAUCUAUCGGAGCAUCGCUUUUCCUUUUGCUUGAGAAAGCUAAUUAGCCAAAAUGAUCUACUAGCUUGAGAAAAGAGAAUUACUAAAUAUAGUACUAUUAAUAAUAAAUGAAGAGAAAGACGUUAUUUUUUUUACGUCAGCUAGCCUUCUUUCAUAUCAUAAGUUUCAGGAAAAACAAAACUGAUACUAACUAAAUCUAACACCUACGACUGUAAACCCUAUGAUCAGACUUAGGGACGGUCACCCCUGAAAGAGCAACGCGAAUCGCUAACCAUGUAGCGGGAUUGACACAUUCAUCCAUGUUCCCAUAGAUCCAAACAUACUCAAUGACAUAAAAAAGACUGAAUUGCCAAACAAAUUGACAAACCUAAUAACAUAGACGAUAACAAGAAGCCAAAUGACAGAAUAAAAAUAAUUAAUAGGAAAACUUCCACGGACUCUAGCUAGCACCUCAUACAACUCAUGGCGGUGAUUCAGGAGGAGGCUGUAUCCUUAGUACCACUCUAAUUGAUGCUCCAUUAUAGCUAACCGUUGGAGUACAUUUUAAUUUUACUACAAAUGCUUAUGUGGUUAGUUAAGCUAGGAAGGUAAUUUACUAACCGCUUGAGAUAGAUGCUCUAAUAAUAAAAUAUUAGCAGUUAGCUAGAUCACUAAACAAAUCAGAAUACACCAGAUUUAAAUAACUUAUAAUAGAAAUAUGGAGUACAAUAUAAGUAUAGACCUCGUUUGUUUAUAAUGAUUUGUACAAUAAAAUGCGUGGUUGGGGUUCUUCAAUUGGAGAGAAAUGGUUCUAGUUGUUGAAUUGAACAUUAUACAUAAAUAUACAAACAAGUUUUAGUAACAUACGAAGUAACAUGCAAACACUUUCAACAAUUCCUAUUUUUAGUAAAUGGUAAUUUUAUAAAAACAAUACCAAACUUGCUAAUAAAAUCAAAGUCCAUGUAUGUACGAUAUGAAACAGUGCUUAAAUUGUCAUUUUAAUUCAUUUUCAGCAGUGCUUGGUUCGGAUUAUUUUCAAUCUAAAAUUGAUAAUAAGGCUGAGUGCAUCCCUAUUUGUGGAAUUGUUUGAAAAUUAAUUGGUGACAUGGAAGAUUAUAAUGUUUGUAGAAUGAUAGCACUUGUAGAGUAAAAUAUGAAUAUCAUUAUUUGUGAAAAUAGUGACGAGAAUCUGUCAAACCAACUUCAUUUUUGAUUGAAAAUAAAAUUUAUGAUUCAUUUUCUUAUAUUCAUUAGAAAUACUCCUAUAAUUAAUUAAAAUGGAGGAUAUGAUGUGAAUGGCUUUAAAAGGUUUCAGAUUCAACGAUCUGAAAUGUGAAAUGAUUAUUUCGCAGGGAGAAGCUAGGAUGAAUCACUCCCGUAUUAAUGGAGGAUGAUUCGCGUAAAUGCACUCUUAAAUGCCCAUAUCCUAUGCCCAUGCUAUUAUUCUAACCACAGAUAUAUAUCUUUCUCAGCUUUAGUAAAUACAUACCAUUACGUACUCCCACCCUCUUGAUUAACUCUGUUAAGUUAAAAAAAUUACCAAGUACGGAGUAGUUUUUAAGAUAAUCGAUGCAUUACUUUUAAAUGAUUUGACUUAGACAAAGUACUCCGUAAUACAUUACGCAAUUGAGGAAUAAUCAGCACAAACCUUUGAACUAGCUAGAAUUAGGAGUUGUUUACGGUGAACAAUGUCUUUGGGUUGUUUACUUGUUUACGGUGAACUCUGUUAAGUAGUAUAUGGAUAUAAAGUUGUUUACUUUCUGCGUUGGAUAGACGACCUGAAUUGAGUAAAAUAAUCAAUUUAGUAUUCCGUAUUAUUCUUGAGUUGUAAAACCAAUAAGAUAUUUCGUUUAUUAACAUAAACAUACUAGUAUUUUAUAGAGAAAAGUGUCAAAUAGGUCCACCUACUUUAGGCGAAAAGUCAAUUGAGUCCAUCUACUAAUUUUUCAACCAAUUGAGUCCACAUUGUUUAAAAGAAGAGUCAAAUUUGCCUUUUAGCCGGUAGCACGCAGGUUAGCCCGUUUCCCGCUUAUGUGGCAUCUGACGUGGAAGAUGAAUAAAAAUUAUUAAAAAAAACUGUCUCCUCGUCAGCCUUACAAACGAAAUGAGUGAAGUUCAUCUGCGACUAUUUUGGAAAGAACCCUAGCCAUUUAGUUCUUAUCUUCUUAUCUCCGGAACGAAAAUGGCUGUUGCAUCAUCAUCGACUUCCAGUACGAGAAGUGGACGGAACUUCACUCUCGAUUACGAGCCACCAGUGUAUUGCUUCUGUGGACUGAAAGCUCCCCUUUGUAUUUCGAGACAGAGUGGGAGUAAGUUCUAUGGGUGUAAAAAAUGGAAGGUUCAUGGGUGUGGUUAUUUUGCCUGGGCGGAUAGUAUGGAAAGCAGAGGGGUGGCCAACGUUGCAGGGAUGAAUGAAAAUGCAGAUGAUUUGAUGUUCAUGGUUUCAAGAGUUGGUGAACAAUUAAGUGCUCUACAAGGCCAAGUGAAUGGUGUGAGAAGGGUACUUCAAGCAGAUGCAAAGGAUACCAAAAUGUUUAGGAAACUUUGUGGAAUUGAUUUGGUUAUAGUAGUUGGUUUACUGGGAAUGGUUUUUUUUAUAAGUCGAGUACUAUGUAGUGAGAAACAUUGUGUAAUAAUGCAUUGUACUGGGAAUGGUUUUUAUAAGUUAUGUACUAAGUUUACUGGAAAAAGUAGCUGGCUUGUGUACUGGAUGCGGUUGAAACAUUGUGUAUUCUUUUGUGAAACAUUAAUGCAAGAUUAUUAAUUGAUGGA